Molecule: messenger RNA, 318 nt
Organism: Blastomyces dermatitidis ER-3
Lineage: Eukaryota; Fungi; Ascomycota; Eurotiomycetes; Onygenales; Ajellomycetaceae
Exons: 1
Coding region: 1-318 (105 amino acids)
Source: RefSeq, a predicted model, not a curated record
AUGAAGGGCUUCCUGAUCCCGACACGGCCUAUCAAUUACGGACUCUGUGGAGCCAGAGAAAACAGCCAAAUCCGUUGCCAAAUGCUGCCGAUCAAACAUGUCCUGUUGAUGAAAUCCCAGGGCCAACGAGAGAUGGAGCUUCUGCGGGGGUACAGUGUUGUUUUGCGACCAGUUUUGCCAAAACUUCAUGACAGAUUGGCGGUGAUUAAGGGGAAGAGGGGACAGGAUCCUGCAAUGCUUGCGCAGAAGCCGUCCAAAAACAGAGAUAUCAGCUGCGCAGGACAGAAGGUCGUUGCGCGGAAGAGGCGGAGGUGUUAG